Helianthus annuus (common sunflower) is the source of this 2280-nucleotide messenger RNA. RefSeq names its product phenylalanine ammonia-lyase-like. Gene Ontology annotation, cellular component: cytoplasm. Gene Ontology annotation, biological process: L-phenylalanine catabolic process. NCBI's taxonomy places the organism in Eukaryota, Viridiplantae, Streptophyta, Magnoliopsida, Asterales, Asteraceae. The record is from RefSeq and is a predicted model, not a curated record. The transcript has 2 exons. Gene Ontology annotation, molecular function: ammonia-lyase activity. The coding region runs from base 33 to 2159 and encodes 708 amino acids.
UUCUACAAAACCUCCACUUGUCUCGAUCUCUAAUGGCCAGCAAGAGUGUUGAAAUAAAUGGACACCAAAACAGUGAUGAGUUUUGUGUGAAAGGUGAUCCCUUAAACUGGGGGACGAUGGCGGAAUCGUUGAAGGGGAGCCACCUGGAUGAGGUGAAGCGGAUGGUGGCGGAGUUCAGGAAGCCUGUGGUGAAGCUUGGUGGAGAAACAUUGACCGUGGCUCAGGUGGCUGCCAUUGGCCAAAACGCCGCGGUGAAGGUGGUGAUGUCGGAGACUGCAAGGGCGGGGGUGAAGGCGAGUUAUGAUUGGGUGAUUGAGAGUACAAUUAACGGAACUGAUACUUAUGGUAUCACCACCGGGUUCGGGUCUAACUCGAAACGGAGAACCACAGAAGGUGGUGCUCUUCAGAAAGAACUCAUUAGAUUCUUGAACGCUGGAAUCUUUGGCAAUGAAACAGAAUCAAAUCAUACGCUACCGCAUUCAGUAACAAGGGCUGGCAUGCUUGUCCGAAUCAACACCCUCCUACAAGGUUACUCCGGCAUCCGAUUCGAGAUCUUGGAAGCCAUGACCAAGUUUCUGAACAACAAUGUCACCCCAAUUCUUCCCCUCCGUGGUAGCGUCACCGCCUCCGGUGACAUCGUUCACUUGUCCUACAUCGUCGGUCUCCUCACCGGCCGCCCCAACUCCAAAUCCAUUAGCGCCACUGGUGAAAUCCUUAAUGCUGAGAAAGCCUUCGCCCAAGCCGGCGUCGAAGGUGGGUUCUUCGAAUUGCAACCGAAAGAAGGCCUAGCACUUGUCAAUGGCACCACUGUAGGCUCCGGGAUGGCGUCCAUGGUGCUGUUUGAAGCUAAUGUCCUUGCAUUGUUGUCGGAAGUGUUGUGCGCCAUUUUCACGGAAGUUAUGCAAGGAAAGCCGGAGUUUACGGACCACUUGAUACACAAACUUAAGCAUCACCCGGGCCAAAUAGAGGCUGCAGCCAUCAUGGAAUACAUUUUAGACGAAAGCGAUUGCGUUAAAGUCGCAAAAAAGGUCCACGAGAUAGACCCGUUACAAAAACUCAAACAAGACCGCUACGCACUUCGCUCGUCCCCCCAAUGGCUUGGUCCGCAAAUCGAAGUCAUUCGCUCAGCUACCAACAUGAUUGAAAGGGAGAUCAACUCCGUUAACGACAACCCGUUAAUCGACGUGUCGAGAAACAAAGCGUUACACUGUGGCAACUUUCAAGGAACCCCAAUUGGUGUUUCCAUGGAUAACACACGCUUGGCUAUUGCGGCUAUUGGAAAACUCAUGUUUGCGCAGUUUACCGAGCUUGUAAACGAUUUUUACAACAACGGGCUGCCUUCGAAUCUCUCAGGGGGGAGUAACCCGAGUUUGGAUUACGGGUUCAAAGGUGGAGAUGUCGCCAUGGCUUCUUACUGUUCGGAGCUCCAGUUUCUUGCGAAUCCGGUUACAACCCAUGUCCAAAGCGCGGAGCAACAUAACCAAGCUAUUAACUCGCUAGGUUUGAUUUCUGCAAGGAAAACCGCAGAAGCCGUUGAGAUCUUAAAGCUCAUGUUAUCCACUUACUUAGUAGCUUUAUGCCAAGCGAUUGACUUGAGGCAUUUGGAAGAGAACUUGAAGUUGACCGUCAAGAACACCAUAAGCCAAGUAGCCAAGAAAGUCCUAACCAUAGAGCUCCACCCAUCGAGUUUCUGUGAAGAAGACUUGCUUCACGUGGUCGACUGCGAAUAUGUUUUCACCUACAUUGAUGACCCGUGUCUCGCCACAUACCCGUUGAUGCAAAAGCUUAGACAAGUCUUGCUUGACCACGCGUUAAACAAUGGCGUUAAUGAGAAGGAUGCGGGAACCUUGAUCUUACAAAAGAUUGGUGAGUUUGAGAACCAACUGAAAGCGGUUUUACCGAAAGAGGUGGAGGGGGUUAGAGCCGCAUUCGAGGCAGGUUCGUUGUUGAUUCCUAACCGAAUAAAGUCAUGUAGGUCGUACCCGUUGUACAGGUUUGUGAGGGAGGAGCUUGGUGCGGUUUACUUGACCGGUGAGAAGGUGACUUCACCAGGGGAGGAGUUCGAUAAGGUGUUCACGGCUCUAUGCAAAGGGGAGAUCAUUGAUCCGUUGUUGGAGUGUUUGGAAGGGUGGAAUGGUGUUCCACUUCCAAUAUGUUAGUAAUGGUGUUCAUGGGGCAGUAAAGCCACGAUUAUUCAUGAUUUAUUUUCAGUUUUUCUUCAUGUUUUGUUUACGAACCAAUAAAUAGAAGGAAGUAACAGUAAAAGUACUUUUCUCAUUU